Messenger RNA from Macrosiphum euphorbiae (potato aphid), 1164 nucleotides. The record is from the annotation of a GenBank genome assembly. Lineage: Eukaryota; Metazoa; Arthropoda; Insecta; Hemiptera; Aphididae.
AUGAUAGGGAAAUCAAAAUGGUACUUAGUGUUUAUGAUACUAUAUUGGAGUUGCAUGGACGCUUAUGGUUAUCAACUAAUACUAAACAAUAACAGUCCAAUAACUACCGGCUCAACCGUCAUUUUGAAUGCUACAGUUCUCGAUGACAAUGGUUUAUGUGCUAAAGGAAGUCUGUCGUUUAAAUAUGAAGAUGAUGCAUUCCCAAGUCAUAAAUUGGAAAUUAAAAUUAAAAAUUGUGAAGCAAUAUUCCACAUAUCAUUUGACACAACUAUUGGACCUUCAAAUUAUAGAUACAAAGUAGAUGUUUCUGAGGAAUUAAUUCCUUUUAUCUAUCACCCAAUUACCAGUGGUCGCGGCGAGUUCAUUGUUACAGAAAAUUUGAACGGUGUGCUUCAACUUUUUCAAAAUAAUACAAACAUUUCCAAAAAAUUCUCCCACAGACUAUUUAUGUGUCUACUAUGGCCAAUAUUCCUUCAUCUAUGCCUACAACUACACCACAACUACGAAACUACUGUCUACACCAGUAUCCACUACUCAGUCAGUUCAAUUAAGUCUACUUCAUCUAAUACUACUAUUGCUGCUUCCAUAUCUACAUCUACUACCACUGAAGCACCUUCUAAAACUGAUGUUACAUUUUCUCAUCAUAUAAUCAAUUCAACUUUUACUACAGAAUGUCAACAAAAAAAACAUGUAGAAUUGUUAUUAUCUGCAGUUAAAUUAGAAAACCACCAAAAAUAUGGAUAUUUUAGUCGUUCUCUGCUUACCAAGGAUCCAAUAUCAAAUGUUAAGACUCAAGGAAAAGUGUGGAUACAAGAAGGCGAAAUGUUAAAUAUGCUGGUAAAUUGUAAUGGUAGUGGCCCCUUCCGUUAUUGUGCAAGUUAUUCCAAAGGACCUUAUAAUGUAACUGGUAAUGAAUCUUGUACAUGGGACAUUAAUUUAGUACAAUGUCAAAUACAGAUUGCAUACUAUUUCCGUGAGCCUACAAAUUAUACUGUAAUUGUGGUUGUGGCCAAUGAUGUUUCAAAAGUUGUAAUACCUAUUGGAAUUAAUAUUUAUAAAGUAACAAAAGAAACCACAAAUAUCUGUUAUAGUUGUACCAGUAACUUUCAGUUCAAUUGCAGUAAUAAUUGUUGUGUUCGGAAUAGCUUACUACUUUCAAAAUAG